GGCGAUGUGACGUCAUAAAGCUGCGCCGCGCUCCUGCAUUUCUUGUGAUUCGGCUGAAGAAAGGACAAAGAAAAAAAAAACUCCUGCUGAAUCAACUGAGAUCCACGUGACACACUAUUAUAAAGAUGGCGUUUAUUAAAGAGGAGAGUGAAGACGUGAAGAUUGAAGAAGCAUUCAGAGUCAAACAUGAAGAUACUGAGACACAAACAGACUUGAUGGCACUGAAAAAUAAAAGUCAAGAACUCAAUGAAGUUGAAGAGAAAAAUCAGUGUGAGAUGCGCCAUGAUUUCAUGACGGGUGAAAACCCCAGACAGACUGAAAAGAUUUCCUCACGACAAAGAGCUCAGAAGACCAAACCUAACAGUUCUAAUCGAACACGAAAACAAAACCUUGAAAUCCACAAGCGUGUUCACGCUGGAGAGAAGCUGUUUAUAUGUGAUCAGUGUGGAAAGAGUUUCUCCGGCACAAAAUGCCUUAAAAUGCAUGUAAUAGUUCACUCCGCAGAGAAACCUUUCAUGUGCCACCAGUGUGGAAAGACUUUCAAAUUAAAUAAAUACCUUACGACUCACAUGAAAGUUCACACAAAAGAGAGGCCUUUCACCUGCAAACAGUGUGGAAAGAGCUUCUCACAAGAAGCACAUCUGAACGCUCACUUGAAAGUUCACACUGGAGAGAAGCCGUUCACGUGUGAGAAGUGUGGAAAGAGGUUCACACGUAAAAGAGAGCUUAAUACCCACAUGACUCUUCACACAGGAGUGAGACCUUACAACUGCAAAGUGUGUGGGAAGAGUUUCUCAUGCAAAGGAAAUCAUAACAGUCACAUGAGAAUUCACACUGGAGAGAAGCCCUUUAUAUGUGAUCAGUGCGGAAAGAGUUUCCGAUUUAAAGCAACUCUUAGUUACCACAUGAAUAUUCACUCAAGGGAGAACUGUUUAAAUUGUCAUCAGUGUGGAAGGAGUUUUACGGACAGAAAUGAUCUUAAGACUCAUGUAACGACUCACUCUGGAGAGGAGCCCAACAUGUGCCAUCACUGUGGAAAGAGUUUCUCAAAGCAAUAUCACCUUAAGAAUCACAUUAGAAUUCACACUGGAGAGAAACCUUUCACCUGCAAACAGUGUGGAAAGAGUUUCGCCAUUAAAGUAAACCUUCAGUCUCACAUGAGAGUUCACUCUGGAGAGAAGCCAUUCACCUGCCAUCAUUGUGGAAAGAGUUUUGGAGUUAAAGGAAACUUUAAGAGUCAUUUGAAGCGUCAUGUGUAAAAUUUAUUCUGCCAUCACACUUCAAGACCUGAAUUGAGUGUGUCCGAUAAGGAUAAGGGAGACACACAAAAUGUGCAGUGC
Messenger RNA from Sinocyclocheilus anshuiensis, 1340 nucleotides. Its product is annotated as gastrula zinc finger protein XlCGF8.2DB-like. The coding region runs from base 126 to 1259 and encodes 377 amino acids. The transcript is spliced from 4 exons. Gene Ontology annotation, biological process: negative regulation of transcription by RNA polymerase II; regulation of immune system process; regulation of cytokine production. Gene Ontology annotation, molecular function: DNA-binding transcription repressor activity, RNA polymerase II-specific; RNA polymerase II cis-regulatory region sequence-specific DNA binding. The record is from RefSeq and is a predicted model, not a curated record. NCBI's taxonomy places the organism in Eukaryota, Metazoa, Chordata, Actinopteri, Cypriniformes, Cyprinidae. Gene Ontology annotation, cellular component: nucleoplasm.